Molecule: messenger RNA, 2142 nt
Organism: Psylliodes chrysocephalus
Lineage: Eukaryota; Metazoa; Arthropoda; Insecta; Coleoptera; Chrysomelidae
Source: the annotation of a GenBank genome assembly
AUGCGGUUUAAAACCAAAGACAAAUCUAGAGCAGAACUUCGGUUUAGUGAUUUCUUCAUUUUUUGGAUAUGGUUUAUAGUAACUGUCAAAUUUGGUGGAACCUAUGGGCAAUUUAUGAGUAAUGAAGCUAGUGUUGUCGAUCUGAUUAAAGCAGCAGAACUGUAUGAAGAACCCCAGGGUGUAACAAGAAUUCAAGGAAGAUGUUUCAACAAUUCAGAUGAUCGAGAACCACCUGCUUCAGAAUGGGCGUACCGGUGGAGCGAGCAAGCUCAAAUUUCGCUCACUACGCGAGAAUAUUUUCCAGAUGGUUUUCCCAGCGAUUUUUCCAUCUUGAUUGUAGCUAGACCGACGCCAGGUCAACUCUAUCCACUUUUCACAUUAUUUAGCGAAGAUGGAGACGAACAACUAUCUGUAACUAUCGGUAAGGAAAUCAGCAUUUAUUACGAAGACACAGACGAGUUGCCCGAAGAAGAUAAUUUCAUUUCUUUUGGUGCAGGAAUCAAUGAUGGACAGUGGCACAGAAUAGCCUUCAGCGUUAAGGGUGAUUCCGUUUCGACCAUCAUCGAUUGUAAUCAGACCAUCACAAAACCAUUGUUUAGGGCAACCAGUUCUAAAUUGAGUAUUACUGGAGUCAUUAAUAUUGGAUUUCAACUGGCUGACGAAGGAUACUAUAAUGGUGAUAUACAAAUGAUAAAAAUAAUUUCAAGACCAGACGACGCAUACGAUUUUUGUCAGAAAUAUGCCCCAGACUGCACACCAUCCGCUGGAACAAUCACUGGAGAUUUUUCAAUAAGCGGUUCUAUGGAAUUUAAUAAAACCAAGUUGGCGACGUAUUACGGUGAGAAAGAAAGAGGCGGCACAAUUAGAGGCGAUUCUUUUCAAAUAGAAGGAGCAGCUACCGUUUCAUCAGUUUUGGAUGAAAAUAAAUCGUUUGGAGAGUCGCACGUUCGCGAAAAUAGUAUUCUGGGCGCAACGGGAAAUGGAAUGUUUCACUUUAAUCAAGAAAGUGGCGCAAAUUCUUUGGAUUUCAAUCAUAUAUUGAGCGGUUCGAGUUUUGAAUCCGCUACUCUGGCACCUAUAGACGGUAAUGGUUUAACAGAAAUAGUUUUCGCUAACUCAAAUUUUACAACUCCUGGAAUUGUAGAACUAGAUGUGACUACUCUGCCUCCAGAUUAUGAUGAGUUUCCAGAUACAAACACUUCAUCACUAGGCCAGGAUUACUACGGUCCAUAUGCAGGAGUUAGAGGUCCUCCAGGGAUCCGGGGAUACCCUGGACCACCAGGAAUUGCCGGUCCUGUUGGACCUAAAGGAGAACCCGGCAGGGAUGGUAUUUAUGGGACACCAGGAAUACCGGGAUCUCCAGGACACGUCUUCAUGAUACCUUUGAAUCAACAAGGUAAUGAAAAAGGACCAGAUGGACAAGCCGAGAUGUUUAGACAAAUGUUAUCUCAACACAUGAUGUCUAUGAGAGGCGUAGAAGGCCCAAUGGGGCUCACAGGCGUACCUGGACCACAAGGACCACCGGGGCCUGAAGGAAUAAAAGGAGAACCAGGAGAUGUCGGGGAACCAGGUUUACCAGGAUUGAGGGGCAUUUCCGGACUCCCAGGCCGAGAAGGAAGAAGAGGUCGACCAGGUAGAGACGGAGAUAGAGGUAUGACGGGUCCUGUAGGAGCCAAAGGAGAGCAAGGAAACACGGGAUUACCAGGAUUGCCUGGCGAAAAAGGCGAUCGCGGUUUUAUCGGCAAUCCUGGAGAAAAAGGACACACGGGACAUGAUGGACCGCAGGGAGAAGAAGGUCCUGCUGGAUUACCAGGACUAUCAGGAGAGAUGGGUCCUAGGGGAUUUACCGGACCCAGAGGAAUUCCCGGUUUACCUGGGACUGCUGGUAUUCCAGGUAUAGAAGGUCCACCUGGAAGUAAGGGCCAUCCAGGACCGAUGGGACAACCAGGUCAACCUGGUCAAACUGGUGCUACUGGGGCUAUUGGUCCCCCAGGACCAACAGGAUUAUUGGGACCUCCUGGCUUAAUAGUAAGUUAUUUAAGAAUUAAACAAAGUGAUAAUAAAAUAAUAUAUAUUUACUUUGGUAUGUGGGGAGUUCAGUCAAUUUUCAAGGCAAACAUUUAUAGCAAUUUAAAAAUAUAA